Schizosaccharomyces osmophilus is the source of this 10896-nucleotide messenger RNA. It is a transcript of the gene tra1, whose product is annotated as SAGA complex/ASTRA complex, phosphatidylinositol pseudokinase Tra1. Gene Ontology annotation, biological process: regulation of DNA-templated transcription. Gene Ontology annotation, molecular function: transcription coregulator activity; protein binding. NCBI's taxonomy places the organism in Eukaryota, Fungi, Ascomycota, Schizosaccharomycetes, Schizosaccharomycetales, Schizosaccharomycetaceae. Bases 1 to 10896 code for a protein of 3631 amino acids. The transcript has a single exon. The record is from RefSeq and is a predicted model, not a curated record. Gene Ontology annotation, cellular component: nucleus; SAGA complex.
AUGGACGGAACACAAUGUGAGUAUUGGUGUAAUCGGCUAUGUGAUGUUGGAUUGGAUUCGAAACAGAAGACAAACACUGCAAUUGAAAUUCGAGAUGCAUUGGACGAUGUAUUACUUAGUCAAAGAAGAGUUUUUGAACCUUUGAAACCUCUAUUGGAAGCAAUUAUGAUGCUUCUUGAGAAAGAACAACCUGUCUUUUCAUCCUUAGCAGCUACUCACCGGCUUCGCAUUACCUUACUAGAAGUACUCAAGAAAAUCUCAAUGUACAAUGAGUUCGAAGCUUGGGUUGACAGAACCUUCAAGCUGCUCUUGCCAAUUAUAGUCAAUGAUAAUGAGGAAAUGGUUGUUUUAGCUCUAAAACUAAUAGUUCAUUUAUUCAAAGACUUUAGUGUAGCUUCUAAAGCGCAUGUGAACGAUUUUUUAAGUCUUGUUGCCGAUGCUUACAAUUCAAUGCCUUCUGUCAUUGCAGAAGCUGUCCCUUCACGGUCUGGCCCAAGUACUCCCUCCUCUCAUCCUGCCUCUGGGCCUUUAUCUGCUUCUCCUACAGAAAUUGGCUUUGAAUCUACAGGUUCAAAACUCAUCCCUAAAGCUUCCUUAAGCUUUAAAAUGCUUAAUGAAUGUCCUGUUAUAGUGUUUCUCUUAUUCCAAUCCUACAAAGACUUAAUUCCGAAAUGGUUACCUAUACUUGCAUCCCUAGCUGUCCAAUUUAUAUCUCUUCGUCCAACGCCGCAAGCCGAGGCUCAUAGAUUAGCUGCCUCCCAAAAUGAAGUUUUUUCCGGUGUCGUACCGUCUUUGCGACGAAACUCUCAAUAUAACGAUCUGAUGUCUGCCCAAGUCAAAUCCUUUUCUUUCCUUGCAUAUUUAAUCCGUGGUUUUGGCCCAUCUUUAAAACAGUUCGAGAGUUCGAUUGCCCAUUGCACAAUGCAAUUAUUCACUGAUUGCCCUUCCGAGUUAUAUCAUACAAGGAAGGAACUGCUUGUCGCUACAAGGCAUAUUCUCUCGACGGAUUAUUUGAGAAGUUUCAUUCCUUACAUAGACCAAUUGUUGGAUAUUAAAAUUUUAGUUGGCCAAGGUGUAAGUGCUCAACAUUAUUUGAAGCCAAUGGCGUUUAGUACAUUGGCUGAUUUGCUUCAUCACGUACGGAUGGAUCUUACACCGAACCAAGUGUACAAAGCUAUAAAUAUUUAUUUUGGCGUUAUUAUGGAAGCAAGUUAUACUUCUGCAAUACAAGCCAUGGCUACGAAAUUGAUUCUAAACAUGAUAGAGACAAUUGUUGCCUUUGACGACUUUUCAGUUCGUCGUCCUCUUUUGUUUGUAAUACUUAAUAAUCUUCUGAGGAAGCUUCAACUCCUUAAUUUUGAUUUGGAACAACUUCAAAAUAAUGUGAAAAAGCCUGAUGAUGUUGAUGAUGUUAACGAUAAAGUCCAUGAUUUACCAAUGUUUAGGAACCCGAGCGCUUCACCGGAAGUUUCUAUACCGGACAAGAUAAAAGAUCGGCUGUUCCUAUUUAAAAACAUCGUACUUGGAUUGAAAACGGUUUUUUAUGGAUUAAAACAAUGUAAUUUGCCUGUCCCAUCUGGAUCAAUUUUUACGCAGCAAGAAUGGUCGUCAAAGUUACAUUUUGGCUCAAGAUUUGAAUUAGACAUUAUAAGCGAUUUACUCAUUGAAUGCUUAAAAGGUUUCCGAUAUUAUCAAGUUGAAGAGUCCGAGGAUUUUAUUAAAAGUGAAAAGUCUGUUUCUUCUUCUCAGGAACCAGUAUCUAUAGCCCAAACAACAAAGUUGGUGGAACAAAAAGAACUUAUAGAGGUUCUAGCAACACUGUACAUCCGUAUGGAUCCUUCAAGUUUUGUUGAGAUUUUGGAAACCACUUUUCCAAAAGUUUUUGAUUGUUUAGUUGAAAAUCUUGCGUUGUUGCACUUGAUUCAGUCAUGGAUGACAGCCGAGUUAACUUCAGUGAACUGUACAAACAUUGUCCUCUCUUUUUUAUGCAAAAACAUUUUGAAAGUUGGCACUGAUCAAUCUUCGGAAAUAUCUGUCUUACUUCGUUUAUUUAAGCUUGCGUUUAUGACCGUUAAUGUUUAUCCGGAAAGAAAUGAGGAAGUAUUACAUCCCCACAUUUCGUUUAUAAUAUCUAGUUGUUUAGAAUCUUCUGCUAGUGCUUCACAUCCUUUGAAUUAUGCCUAUCUGUUAAAGGCUCUGUUUCGAAAUAUCAGUGGAGGCAAAUUUGACUCCCUUUAUAAAGAAAUCUUGCCAUUACUGCAACUAAUGUUAGAAUCAUUUAAUAGGUUAAUGUAUACUGCUACCCUUACUUCUCACAAAGAACUUUAUGCUGAGCUCUGCUUGACGUUGCCUAUUAGAUUAAGUGUUCUUCUUCCCCAUAUGAAUUAUCUGAUGAAGCCUCUUGUCAUUGCGUUCAAAGGCUCUCCCGAAAUUGCUAGUCAGGGUCUUCGAAUUUUUGAAUUAUGCUUGGAUAAUCUCACUCAGGAAUUUUUUGAUGCUCUGUUGGAACCUAUAAUGUCUGAUUUAUUAUCAUCACUAUGGAAUCAUUUACGUUUAACUCAAUCAAAUAUGCACUUACACCAAAGUGCGGUUCGGAUUUUAGGAAAAAUGGGUGGAAGAAACCGACAGAUUUCCAUUGGUACAUUUGGGUUUGAUAACAUUAAAGGACCGAGCGAUCUCUCAGCAUUAAAAUUUUCGUUCUUCAACUCGAAUAAAUCAAUGGACUUUCAUUUUUCCCAGUACUUGUUUGCUGCUUCUUCGACUAUAUAUGAUCAAAAGUCAUCCCAAACCGAGAAAUCUGAUGCAUUUCGAUUUUUAAAGGGUUCUUUGUUAGCCCUUUUUGAAUCUUCUGUCGACCCCAAUACCAUAUGGGAUAAAGUGCAUACAAUCUCCUGUAAUUUGGCUGAACUUUUAAGCGAGCAAAUUGAGAAUAUAAACGUUUAUGGGUUAGGUCCUAUAAAAAAUGAGAAGUUUUAUCAACAAACCUUAGUUGUAUCUACAAUUUUUAAGUCUUUGAUUGAAGCUCAAGCGUUCAGCAAUUUCAAAGAUGAAGCCGGUUUUGUUCUUCAACGUUCAGCUGAAUGGAUUGUAAUUUCCAGCGUAUUAAGGUUUUAUGAAAACUUGGCUUUAAAAGAUCAGCAGGAAGUAUUUAUAAGGGAAGCGAAUUCAAGCUAUCUUGACAUUACAAGUUUUAUUGAUGGAAUUUUACUCUCUCUGUGUUCCGAAAAUACUACAACAAGAGAAAAUUCGUUGGCUUUGAUGAAUCACUAUUUAGAUACGCAUAAAGUUUUGAUGGAUUGUGAGUCCAAUAUUUGGAAACUCCCUAGCUUCCAGCAGCUUUUUAGAACGUUGUGUCAAUAUUGUUAUAUGGAAUUAUGGUACCAGAAAAAUGCUGGAUUUUUAGGGCUAAGGGCUUUAUUUUCAUGCACAUUAGAUAAAAGGCAUUGGCUUGAAUAUAAACUGACAGAAAUACUGAGAGCCUUAUUUUUUAUUUUGAAGGAUACUCCAUCAAACUUUGGCGUUCUACGGCUAGCUGAAGUUCAGGAAUUUGUAAUUGAUGUGGUAAGACAAUACUGCACCGACAAUGUUGCUCACCUUGAAGAUAAACUUAAACAUAUAUCUUCAAUUUUUAUGCCCUUUUGUCUCGAAUUACCCCAUCCAAAUGAUCAAAUACGUGCAACGGUUAAGCAAUUAAUUGAAACUAUUUCAAAAGAUUGUGGGAUUACUAUUGAAACCCUCUUAUCUCCUGCGAAAGAAGCAUUACUGGGUCCUAUAUUUGGAAAGCCGUUGAGAGCGCUUCCGUUUACAAUUCAGAUUGGACAUAUAGACGCCAUAAAUUACUGUUUACAGCAGGCUCCAUCAUUCCUGGGCUUAAGCGAUGAAUUGAUUAGAUUGUUUCGAGAAACUAUAGCGUUAGCUGAUGCAGAAGACGAUGCUUUAGUUACGAUGUUGAAAACUUCACAAAGCAAAGAUACAUCGUCGUUAAGAAAGUUGCGGGCUACCUGUUUACAAUUACUUUUUUCUUCUCUGGUAACCUUGAAAUUUGACCAUCCUCAACAUUUCCCAACGAGAACUAAAAUAAUUGCAAUCUUCUUUAAGUCUUUGUAUUCAUCUCAACAAGAUAUAUACUCUGUGGCUAUGUCUGCGUUAAAAUAUGUGUUGUCCCAAAAUCAAAAACUACCGAAAGAAUUACUUCAAAGUGGCUUGCGACCUAUUCUGAUGAAUUUAUCAGAUCACAACAAGUUAUCUGUUAAUUGUCUUGAGGGUCUUUCUAGGCUGUUAAGACUGCUGACGAAUUAUUUUAAAGUUGAAAUAGGUCGAAAAUUAUUACAACACUUUUCAGCGCUGUCUGACACAAAUGAAUUGGAACGUUUGUCGAUUUAUUCCUUGAAUAGUAAUCAAAGGAUAGAUGUUAUUGUCACGCUCGUUAGUGUUUUUAAAGAUUUGCCUCCUUUAUCAGUGCAGUUUUUGGGUGACUUAAUAACAUCAGUGGGAAAUGUUGAAAAAGUUAUUCGUCGGUUUUUGUCAAGCCCAUUGAGACGCCCUUUAAAUAGUUUUUUAAAUUUUCAUGCUAAAGAUUCUUGGGUUUACGCUAUUAACCAUUUAAGCAACCCUGACAUAGUUGCCUGGCAUUUGCAAGCGUUGAAAGAUCCAGCAUGUGAUCAACUUCGUGAAAUUUCUGCGUCGUUUUGGGACAAGAUUGUUGAACUAGUUUCCCAAACUUUAAGUUCCGAUAACUUGACACCGAUAUUUGCGGUAAGCGUUAUGGAGGAAAUGUUUUCUAAUGUUGGCACAAUUUCAAAUGCGGGUGUCGUUUCUGCUAAGUUGAUUGUACUUUCCAAAUCUAUAUACGAAACGUUAAAUAAUUUCAAUGGUUGGGCGUAUCUUUGUCUUUCGUCUUGUUUGGAUUCAAUAACUAAAUUAUUGCUGUCAUUAUUGGAUUUAAUAGACAAAAAGUUAGAAUUUGCACUUGAGGUUUUUCGAUAUAAAGCGGAGGACAUAAAUAAUUUUUUGCCUACAUACAUUGAUAUUUUAUGUCAAUCUUUACUUGAAGGAAAUGCGUCUAGCAAAAAGAACGUUUUUCUUAUUUGCUCAAGCAUAUUGGCUGACAAAUCUGUAAGACCGUCUUUCAAGUCUUUUUUACUUGAAAAAGUAAUGAAUCCUCUUAUUUUUUCAGCUGUUCAAGAAAAUAAUUUUAUCGAUAAGGAAGUUGUUCACGCAGUAUAUAAUAAUAUAUGGCGUUUGUCUGUCCGCGAAGUUAGCGACAGUUUAACAACCUCGGAUUCUUUUCGAAUGGAAAUUCUAUGUUUGUCUACAGGUCUUUGUAAAUAUCAUUCUAAUAUGCUGAAUGAUUACAGAAAAAGCAUUAUAAUGUCAGCUUGGAAUUAUUUGAAAUCAGACGACCCGAUGGUGAAACAAGCUGCAUAUGCAGCCGUUUCUUGCUUUAUUGCUGUCUAUGAUACUCCUGCUAAAAUUGUUACCCCUGUAUACGUAUCCUUAUUAAAAGCAUACCAAUCGGAGGUUCGAUCAUUUUUGGAUUUUUCCUUGGAUUGUUUACUUCCUGUUUUAGUUACCCGUCUUCCAAGCCCAUCUGAUGCUUCUUUUCCUCUUUGGGCUAAGCUUCCGCGUCUUGUUUUAUCCGAGGACAUGCAAAAUAUCUCUCAGUCUUUAAAUGUUUAUCGAAUCAUUUGCAAAGCACCUGAUUUGUUUUUCAAAAACUCAAAACAUUUUGUUGUUCCAAUUAUUAAUGCAUUACCCAAGCUGGUUUCCUUAUCUGGUCAUGAACCUCGUUUUCUUGCUAUAGAUUUGGUCAAUGUUCUCUACCUAUGGCAGAAAAAGUUGCUUGAUUCUGAUACACCUAACAUGUCGUCUGAUACUAUCUUUCCCAUUUCUGUGAUUGAAACCGUACUAUCAUUUCUCAUUAAAUACCUGUCUUUUUUCCCGGAGCAAGUCGAGUCUGCCGGUUUGACCAAAAAAGCUCUGCAAACAUUUAGUCAGUUUUUGAAAAUUCCAAGAUGGGGUGAGUACAAUUUUGGCUGGGAUUUUUUUGAAAAAUUACUAGCUAAGACAGAUAAUGAUGAGAAAGCUGCUAUAAUCAUAGCGAAUUCAUGGCAAGUUUUGGGUGUAUAUUUGGAACAUAAAGACUUACAUUUUGUUCAAAGAGAGCAUACCAACAUAAUUAAAUUAAUAGACAAAAAUUUGAGGUCUGGAAGAUUGAAUAUUGCAUCUUCUCUUAAGAAGACUAUAAUUAUUUUACUAGAAAGUCGUCCAACUGUGGUCGAAGAUGAGGAAGAAGUUACGGAAGUAGAUGAGUUUAAGCAAUCUUUCACAUCACUUUUGCACGACAAUCUUUCAAAUAGUUCGAAUGUGGAAGCGACAAUUUGCUAUUUGCAAAUAUUACAAGAGGGUCAGCCCGAAUUAUUAGAUGCCUUGUUGACAGCAUUAAACAAAGUUUUUCAAAAAAUUGCAAAGGAUCAUAUAGUUGCUUCUUUACAAAAUUCCUAUCAAUCAGCGGUUAAGACGAAUGUUCCUGCUAUUAACGAUUCGGCAAACCUGCUGGUAGCAUUAAUCGAUAUUAUAAAAGUUAGAAUGGCUGCAUUGGGUGAUCAAAGGCGCUGGUUUUUAAGUGUUGUAGUUCAACUAAUUGAGAAAAGCGCCAGCUAUCAUCUUUGCUGCCAUAUUCUUAACGUAACCAAGGAAUGGGUAGUCAUAAAAAGGGAUUCAUUCCUCACGGUUAAGGAAAAAACAGCAUUAUUAUUAAAAAUGAAGACCUAUGAAGGAAGAUUUAAUAAUGAAUUGCAUAAGCAAGCGAAUAAUUUGGUAUCUUCGAUUUAUCGUGGUCCUGCUUUUGUUCAGACAGAACUGACGGCACGUUUAAAGCAGGCAUUUUUAUUAGCUACAACCUAUCGUGAUUUUGAAACAAGGUUAGAUUUUAUGACUAUUCUUGACUCUAGCAUGUCACGAAAUGCUUACUCAAGGUUAAAGUAUAUUGUUGAAGCCAGUAGUUGGGAUUCAAUUCCAAACUUUUACUGGAUCAAACAGGCUAACUACAUAUUGCUUGGUGCAAUUAAUACAGAUGAUAAAGUUAUUUUGUCAGAGAACUCUCUAAGGUUCCUUUCAAUUGACGAUGUAGCACACGGGAUACCGAGCAUCAAUUUGGACCCCAGUAAAAGAUCACAGUCUGAAAAGUCCCAAGUCAAGCUUGAACUAUUCCGGGAACAAAAUAUGUUCUUUGAACAGAUCAAGGACUUAAAAAUUUCGGAAUUGCUAAUUCCGUUAAUGCAUUUACAGCUCUUAAGUGAUCAGGAAGCUUGUAAGUUGUGGAACGAGGUUUUUCCUCUGGCUUGGUCCACACUAGAUGGUUAUGAUCGUGAUGAUUUGUCAAAAUCUUUAAUUUAUUUACUCACACGUGAAUUCCAUAUUAAGCAAGUCAAUAAUCGUCCGAACGUUAUCGGGACACUCGUUUCGUCGUUUUGCAAUUGCUCACCAAAAAUUGAAUUACCUCCACAUCUCGUCAAGUAUUUAGGAAAACUUUAUGGUAUAUAUCACGAUGCCAUUAUAUUUUUGGAAGGUCAGCUGGAAAAUUCAGAGGAUCUUUACCAGAGCAUAAAAAUUCAGGAAAGUCGAAAUGAUGCCAUAUCUGAAUUGUAUGCUUCCUUAAGUGAAGAGGAUAUGUUUUAUGGGCAUUGUCGGCGAACCUCAAAAUAUUUGCAAACACAAGUUGCUUUGUCUUAUGAGCAACUCGGUAUGUGGGGAAGAGCUCAGCAGUUGUACGAGCAGGCACAGACCAAAGCGAGAAGUGAAGCGUUCCCUUUUUCUGAGUCCGAGUACAAUCUUUGGGAAGAUCAUUGGGUAUUAUGUGCUCAAAAACUACAGCAGUGGGAUGUUUUAACGGAGUUGGCAAAGCAUGAAGGUUCAUCAGAGUUAUUGUUGGAAUGUGCCUGGAGAAUUAGUGACUGGUCUAGCAACCGAGAAUCUUUAGAAGUCGCCAUCAAAAGUCUUUCUGAUAUUCCUACUCCCCGAAAACUAACAUUUCAGUCAUUUAUGACCUUGCAAAAAUCCUUAAAUCAACCGACGUCUGUGAAAGAAUUUCAUCAGACUCUAGCUGAAGCUAUACACUUAGCUUUGUUAAAAUGGCAUCAACUUCCUGAAAAAAUAAAUCAAUCGCACUUUCCUCUUUUACAUUUGUUUCAACAAUUCGUCGAAUUACAGGAGGCUUCUAAUAUAUACUCGUAUUUAAGUUCUAUAAACUCUCAAAAUCUUCCUACGAAUGUUCAAUGUAUAAAAAGCGCCUUACAGGUAUGGCAAGAACGUUUACCAAAUGUUUGGGAUGAUAUUGGUCUUUGGAGAGAUCUUUUAUCUUGGCGACAAAUAAUUUUUUCAAUGGUUAACCGAAUUUAUCUUCCUUUGAUUCCGAAGGUUCAAUCCACUGGCAAUGACCCUUCGUCGUCUUCUAAUACCUCGUUUUUCUUUCGCGGCUACCAUGAAACAGCUUGGCUGAUAAAUCGAUUCGCUCACGUUGCCCGCAAACAUAAGCUUCCUUCCGUUUGCUUGAAUCAACUUACUAAAAUUUAUUCGUUACCUAACAUUGAAAUUCAGGAAGCAUUUUAUAAACUCCGGGAGCAGGUCCUUUGUUAUCUGCAAAAUCCAAAAGAACUAAAGGCUGGACUGGAUAUAGUAUCAAAUACAAAUCUUAUGUAUUUUAAUUCUCGUCAAAAGUCCGAAUUUUACUCCUUAAAAGGAAAGUUUUUGGAAAAGUUGGGUAGAGAUGAUGAAGCUAACCAAACUUACGCUGCAGCUGUUCAGGUUGAUUUGGGCUUAUCGGAAGCAUGGGCAGAAUGGGGUCGAUAUAACGAUCUUAAUUUCCGGAAAUCACCAGAAAACAUCAGUGCUGCUUGCAACGCAGUAAGCUGUUAUCUUCAAGCCGCUGGUACUUAUGAAACUUAUCAUGCUAGAAAGAUGUUAGUUAGAGUAUUAUGGAUUUUGAGUUUGGAUAACGAAGAAAAAUUGAUAACAAAGAGUUAUGAAUCUUACAAAGGCGAAAUCCCAGGAUGGCACUGGCUUACGUUUAUUCCGCAGCUUCUUAAUAACCUUGCCAAAAACGAUAAGCGAGUCGCACCACAGGUUUUAAAGAAAGUAGCCAAGUCUUAUCCACAAGCAUUAUUUUUCCUUUUGCGGACUGCUAGAGAAGAGCUAUUUCAGUUGAAACGGGCUGAAACUACAAGCCAGGAACAACAAGCAGUUAAGUCAGAGACAACAGAGGAUUUUCCCGCAAAGCCUUCUUGGGAUUAUGCUGAUGAGAUAAUGUCGAUUUUAAAAACGGCUUAUCCAUUGAUGGCUUUAACUAUGGAAACCUUGGUUGAUCAAAUUCAAACUCGUUUUAAAGGUGAGAAUGAUGAGGAUGCAUUUCGACUUAUAAUUGCUUUGUUAAACGAUGCUAUGCAGCAUAGUAUUCGGUCCGGGAUAUUGACAGAAGAAACUAGACGUCCAUCUUCAACGGAAUCGAACUUAAGUUUAUUUGUGGAUAAUAUUUUACCAACACCAUAUAAGGAAAAGUUUAGGCGAGAAUUUAUUGACACUCCAAUGGGGUUGAAAGCAUAUAUUAGACAACUGAGAAAAUGGAGAUCAUAUUUUGAACGUCUUCUUGGUAAAGCCCCUAAAAAGCAAUAUUUGGAGCAUUAUAGUUCCUUCCUUUGUGAAUUUCACCAUCAGAAAUUUGAUGAAAUUGAAGUUUUUGGCCAAUAUCUGUUACACAAAGACAACAACAACAACUUUUCAUGCAUCGAACGGUUUUCACCGGAGGUUGAAUUCGUUGUCGGACACGGAGUUUGCUACCGAAAAAUCAUUGUUCGUGACAAUGGUGGAAAACUACAUUCUUUCGUAGUCCAGUAUCCUUCGGGUAGGAAUUGUCGACGUGAAGAACGCAUCAUGCAAUUCACCAGGUAUUUAAAUGAUGCAUUAAACGCCAACACAGAAACAAGACGUCGUUGUCUGAAUUUUUAUGUACCUGCGGCAGUACCACUAUCGUCUCAUAUACGACUGUUACAAGAUCAGCCAUCUUCUGUGUCAUUACAGAGAGUUUAUGAAGAGUAUAGUGACAUGAAGAAAUUUUCAAAAGAUGAACCUGCAAAUGCUUUUACCGAUGAGUUGUCAAAGUGGAUGCAAAACGCAGCAUCGCGAUUUACUUCCGAGUCUAAUGAAAGUGAAAAACAAGCUACAAAAAAGGAACUGUUCACGAAACGAUUCACGAUUUAUGAAGAAAUCCAAAAACUAUUUGUUCCUUCUACCAUGUUAAAGGAUUAUUUUAGCAACACUUUUACGAAUUUCUCUGAUUUCUGGCUUUUCAGGAAGAGUUUCUCUUAUCAAUAUGCUUGCUUUAGCUUUUUGACGUAUAUAUUGAGUAUUAAUAACCGGGUUCCCAGCAAAAUAUACUUUUCUAAGAAAUCGGGCAGUGUGUGGACUAGCGAAGCUUUGCCUGCAAUGAUUUCUUCGUCUCCUGUGUAUCACAAUGGGGAAGUGGUUCCCUUUAGGUUUACACCAAACAUUAGCGAGUUUAUUGGAAGAACGUGUAGGGAUGGUUUACUGGGUCCAUCAAUAAUGGCUAUUGCUCGUGCCUUAUCCAAACCAGGUUUUGAUUUGAAUAUGAUACUAGGCAUCUUUGUCGCGGAUGAUGUGCAAUGGUGGAUAAAUCAACACAAUAAGCCCCAAACUGCUGGGUUUGAUUUUAGGGAGAAAGUAAUCAGCAAUUCCGACCUUAUUGUUCGCAGAGUAGCGUCAUUAAGUCAGGUAGCUUUUGGUAAUUUACCCGUCAAUCAAACCGCUAUUGACUAUUUGACCCAGGCUUCAAGUGCUAAAGUUUUGGCCCAAAUGGAUGUACUGUGGGCUCCGUGGAUUUAA